Messenger RNA from Glycine soja, 1708 nucleotides. Its product is annotated as putative UPF0481 protein At3g02645. The transcript is spliced from 2 exons. The record is from RefSeq and is a predicted model, not a curated record. The coding region runs from base 209 to 1603 and encodes 464 amino acids. Lineage: Eukaryota; Viridiplantae; Streptophyta; Magnoliopsida; Fabales; Fabaceae.
CUGAGAAACAAAACACUUUCUAUUCCACUUUACCAAAACCGCCAAGGCUUGUGUUUUUUAACUCUUGGUCUCAUUUGCCAAUGGAAAAAGACUUUUGUGUUGGCAUGCUUGUUUUGAUUCCUUCUAUCUUGUGAAACAAAUCUUUCAACUGGUGUUGGUGUUGGUGUUGCGUGGGCGUAAGGAAGAGAAACUUGUGUUUCAAAUUUCAAUGACUUCUGCUACUAGUUAUACUCCUUUACCUGAAAACAAACCUCAGAUCCAGCACAUAAUUAACAUUCCUGAACAGAUUGAGCCUGAGGUGCAUGACCAAUGUUGCAUUUACAAGGUUCCUCCUCAUCUCCUGAAAUUGAAUGCAGAAGCCUAUACACCACAGUUCAUCUCAAUAGGCCCUCUUCACAGUGACAAACCAGAACUAAAGCAGGAGAAGCAGAAACAAAGGUAUUUUCAUGCUUUUUGGAAACGUCUAUCUCACAAGCAAGGUUUAGCUUUGUCACAAUAUAAAUCCUUCCUUGAAGAGAAUAGAGAGAAGGUAGGUAUUUGUUAUUCCAAGCCAGAACUCCACAAGGAUGAAAAGUUUGUUGACAUGAUCCUAUUAGACUCAGUCUUCAUCAUGGAGCUGUUUUUUAGAAAAGCAAACAAAUCUGAACAGAAGAAUGAUCAAAUGUUCACCACAUCAUGGGUGUGCAAGAUGACUCAACGCGAUUUGUCACUACUUGAAAAUCAGAUUCCCAUGUUUGUGUUGGAGGAAUUGCACACAAGGGUCAUCCUUGGAGACAAUGACACAAAAGAUAACAGUGUCAAAUUUGUUCAGCUUGCCUUUAACUACUUUGAAGAUUAUUUUUCACACAAGCCAAGUUUUAAAGUGGAGAUGAUCAAGAAUUGUAAAUCUUGCAAACACUUUACUGAUUUGAUCAGAUUCACCUACUUGCCUACAAAGUUCCAGAUUGAGGGGGUGAAUGUGAGUCCAUCACGACAUUUCACCCCUUGUCAAGUGGAAUGUGUUCUUAGAACUGCAACAAAGUUGAAUGAGGCUGGUGUUAACUUUGAGAAAGUUCAAGGUAGGAGCUAUUUGGACAUAAAGUUUGAGAAGACUCCAAUCCUCAGCUGGUUCUUGUGUUUUGGUUGCUUACCAUUCUCCAAAUGUUUCAAAGCUCGCUUGCAAAUACCCCAUUUGAAAGUAAACCAAGUCACAGAAUGUGUUCUAAGGAACCUCAUUGCAUUGGAGCAGUGUCACUAUUCAGACCAACCUUUCAUAUGCAACUAUGUGACUCUAAUUGACUCACUGAUUCACACUCAAGAGGAUGUGGAGCUGCUGGUUGACACAGAAAUCAUUGAGCAUGAACUUGGCAGCCACACUGAAUUGGCAACUAUGAUAAAUGGUCUUUGCAAGCAUGUUGUGGUGACUUCAAAUUACUACGGCAAAACCACAAAGGAACUCAAUGAACACUAUAACUGCUGUUGGAAACACUAUAUGGGUAUGCUGAUAUCUGUGUACUUCCGUGACCCUUGGAGAUUCAGUUCAACUAUUGUAGGAACUGCUGUUUUCUUAUUUGCUGUUGUCAACUUUCUAAGAAUUAUUGGUGUGUUUCGUCCAAAAUACUGAGAUACUAAUGAUCUUAGAAUUUUUCCUAGCACAUGCUAACUACUUAGUUUGAAAUGUAUGUUUCUUUUUUUAUCACUAGCAAUGAAAUGUGUUAUUAUGAGAUCA